Messenger RNA from Schistosoma spindalis, 4755 nucleotides. The record is from the annotation of a GenBank genome assembly. Lineage: Eukaryota; Metazoa; Platyhelminthes; Trematoda; Strigeidida; Schistosomatidae.
GGCGGUUUUUUUGGCGUGUUCAAAUCGGGUCUGUUCGUUUGUUAACGUUGUAUGUUUAUUCCAUAUUAUUUAAAUAUUCCUCACUACUGUUUUAGGGCGAUUAAAUGAACUAAGAUAUAAGCUUUCGAUGUAAGUAGCUCCUUUGGCUGAACACUACAAGAACGUCUUUUCUCAAUCACAGUAAACUUAUAUGCAUUCUGCUCAAUGCGGUUUUGAAUCAUACUUAACUAUGGCCGCAAACCACUAGUUUUCUUCGAAUCGCUCAAAUAGAUUUUCUAUCUUCAUAAGCUCAUUUCCGUCAAUAUAAAAUGCUCCUACCUAUCAUUAGUGAGUUCACGUUCAGAGUGUUUCUCUAACUUGUGGGCUCUGAAGAAAAUCCUUAAACCCUGUAUUUCUUGUAUUCUUGCAAUCUAAUAACAGUUUAAAGCAGCUUUCUACACUCCGUCUUAGACGCUGUCUACUAGUUUGUACUAGCUACUUACCCAAACUAAAUUUAGUGAAUUUAUGUUGAGACCUGUUGCUUACAGGUCAAAACUUGAUUGCUUUAGAUGCUAAGUCGCUAUUCUGCAUCCAAAUCUAUUAUUGUCUUGAAAAAGUGAGAAUAACUGACUCGUAUUACAUAACACUAUUGCACUUGUGGACUUAGCACUGAAGGAAAUCAUUAACAUUAUUAAAGCACCAAGAUGAAGUCUACUUUAAAGUACUCAAACUACUGACAGAUUUCGGCCAUUCGUUCCCCAUAAUACAUUCGAAAAGUGCUCAAAAGGCAAAUCAAAUACAUGCAAUCUGCACGUCUUUUCAUUUACUGCUUCACCAAUGUAAAUGGAUAAAUAUUUAAAUGGCUCGCAGUGUAAUCGCUUUUUGACAAGAUAGUAAAUAUGUUGUGUCCCUCAUGUAUAGGUUGUCAAUGGGCAAACAGGGUUUUUAUCUAUAUGGAGUUCUGGUCACUCACCGAUCUACAGCAGCUCAUAUGACAUCAAAAAUCAAUACCCUCGGCUACUCUACCUAGCAUCAAACUAAGCAUUGAUGGACCGAAUUCAAAACAUUUUGUACUCAGAAUAGGUCAAGCAUAUGUCAGAAAUUCUUUUGUUGCCACCUAGAGUCCUUAGAAAGCUGCGUUUUAUCCUCACCUUCAACAAUUAUGAUAAUACCGUCUUUGAUUUCCAAUCCAACUAGGUAUUUUUCACACAUGACGCCAACCACUGGAAAGCCAAAUAGGAAGUGCUUGACCCUCAAGAGCAUAUCUAAAGUGAAACCCAAAUAUAAGCAUUAAACGAUAUGUUUAAAAUCAGGUACCCUAUGAUUUAGGUCUAUUCCAAAACUCGGGGAGUGGUCCCCUAAAAAUGUACCUGCUUCGGUUUGAGCGCCCGGGCAGUAUUCCAGCCAAACUGAACCAUUUAUGUGGCGCAUAUAUAUUUGGUGCCUCCUUUUACCGAUGUUUUUGCUUAAAUAAAUAAAUAGAAAGUUAUUGCCCCGGUUAGUUAACUUAGAUACUGUUAUAUUAUUUUAUUAAACUUGACAUCAAUUUGGGGUGGUGAUAAAUUUGACAGGAAGAUUGGAGAAUACGCUUUCUUUGUGACAUUUAACUUUGCUGAUUUGAAUAUCGGCUGACGAACUAACUUAAUGGUCAUGAGCUAUAAUUUAUCAUAGCGCACAACAUCCUGUAUGAUGAACCACUGCUUCCUUUGUUAUCUCAUGAUUUAGCGUUUUGAAAAUGACUCAGCACUUAUUACUGACUUAGCACAACAACCACUAUAAAAUUGUUUCGAUAAUUCGAAAAUCGUAUUGGGUCGAUUUUCAUUCUUGAUAUCAAAUCCACCAGGAUAUACCUGGAGUUAUAACAUUUUUAUCCGACAUACAUUUACAACCCGAAUGUGAGUAUUCACUUAACCUACUUUAGCGGCUCUGUUUCUAGUAUUUGUUAUCUUCGAAUGAUUUCUGACAUCUAGCGACGAUAUGUGGUUCAAUUAGUGUCACCAUCUUGAAAUAUCGACUUCGGUAACAUGGUUAUGUUUCACAGGUAUCAUCCGAGAGAUUUUUAUAACCUCCAUUAUUUGCUGAUGUUGGAACUAGGUAGGAAAACCAACAGAGAUCAUUUUAUAACAGCUGUGGUAUGAAAAAUAAUCGUAAAGGACUGGCACCUGUUGACUUAUCACAGUUCUCCAAUCGGGUUAUUAAAUACUGUUCAACUCGGUUACUGGAAACGUUGUCAGAUAUGACUCAAUAAAAGUUAAUACCAAUUGUCCUGCGGUAGUAGUAGUAGUAGUAGUAGUAGAACUUCCUUGAUAGUGGUCAUGUAGGAACAUUUCGAAAUGGAGGCAACGUAAAUUAGGUAACUAUGGUUGUCACUUUCAGGCUAUUAGUGUAUCUUGACGACAAACCUACGGAAUUCAAGAGGUCUGUAACAAACCUAAAGCGAUACAGAACAUCGAAACAUGGCACUCUGAUUCUAGAAGUAGCCCCUAAAUGCCCUGGUACGGCCGAGAGUGGGGAGAGUCCGCUCUCCCUCUCGAAAUGCUCUCACAUGGCCACGCGUAUAUAGCCCCUGCCAGGGAAGUCAUACUCACUGCCUUCUCGUGGCGGGAGUGUUGUUUACGAAAUUGAGGACGAAAAGCGAAUGUCCGGCGCUUUAACCGGAUCCCAAACCAAAUGGCGCAUGAACCAAUCGUUGGUCACCGGCUACCAUGGGACUGCAUCUCCUCACGAUGCUCCACUGCCUUGUGGGUCAGACGUUCAGGUCAAAGGCUCGGGGUGUGGCCCCCUAAGACAACCACCUGCUUCGGUUUGGGCACCCGGGCAGUAUCACAGUCCUCACACAAGUCAAUUGAGAUUUGUGUGGCGCAUAUGUAUUUGGUACCUCCAUGUACCAAUACCUAUGUGUUAAAAUAAAUGAAUAAAUAAGAUUCUAGAAGUCCUUAAAGACAGUAAUGGAAAACUAAACGGAGAUUAUCAAAGGAGUAGGUUAUGUAAUGGCUAGAGGCAAGCAAACCAAGGUGUAACAUCGGUACAUCAAACUGUGAACUUUCUGGUUUGGUAAGUUCAAGGCUGAAUCCAACUACUCAGAUUUACUGAUUAUUUACUUUCCUCUAAGUUUUCAGCUUAGCGUUCUUUCAAACUUUAAACUCUUAUGUUACUUUUGAAAUAUAUUUUUAUGUUAAUCUUCCUAGAAUCGAUAUCGUUAUCCCUCUUCUUCUGUUUCUCCUCGUUUUUUGGAUUGUCCUUCAUCGCUACUCUGACAUGUAGGAACUUGGUUGAAUACAUGUUUCUGCCAGAUUCUAUGUUGUCUCUGGCUGACUAACUUGUCGUUUAACAUGGGAUUCCUUAAUUGUUUGUUUCUUAUUUUACUACACGUCCAAAUGUCUAUUUCAAUCAAUUUCUUAUGAUAUUUGCUAGUUUUGUCUCGCGAUGUUCAAAUUGUGCUUACAUAUCUGAUAAUUACUAUCAGUUGUCUUGUUAAAAAUGCAGUUACACUGGGGUUACUUUUUGAAAUUAUCAGAGCAUAUAGUCUUCAAUUCACUUAUUAUUACCGCGUCACUUGGGCUAGUGUGCGCUUAUCGUUGUCUGUACUAAAAGAUGCGACCCAAUAAUCACAUAUAUUUGUGCUCUCGACCGUAGCUGGUGUAUAUUAUAAUAUUGAAUAUUACGUGACUAUCCUAGCUGAGGUAUAUCCAAUCCCCAAUCUGAUAGCAAAAAGAAAAUCGCCUAGUCCAUUGAUCUACAAUUUCGAAUCUAUACAUAUAAACAAACCAUUAUACCAAUUCAUUUUCUCUCUAUUUCGCCCAUAGGUACCAUAUCGAAAUGUCUAUGAAUCAAAGUCAUUCCGCAAACGGCAAUGGUGUUGUUCUAUUUUAUGGAGAAAGGAUGUUAAUUUAUUACGAUGGAUGUCAUGUAGAACUCGAGGGUCAGUUUCUCAAGUUUUCACAUAUGGGACGUUUGUACCUGACUUCACAUAGAGUGAUUUUUAUCAACAAAAAAGCAUCAUCAGGCGUACUAUCAUUCAGUAUGCCAUUUGUUAAUAUGAAAGAGGUCGAUAUUAAACAACCUGUGUUUGGUGCGAAUCGCGUAGAAGGCAUAAUUACGGCUGAACCGAAUGGUGGCUGGCAGGGUGAAGCGAAAUUCUCACUAACGUUCAAAAAAGGCGGUGCAAUUGAAUUUGGCACAACAUUAAUCGAACUAGGCAGACGUGCAUGUUCUGCAAAACAACAAUUCAAACCACCAAAUGCAUAUUCAUCUGUAGCAGAUAUGAAUGGUGCAGGCCAGUAUUAUGCUUGUCCACCACCAGCUUAUUCCGCGCCUUACAAUGAUCCAUACUAUGGGUUUGUACGACCACAUGAAGCAUUCACUGUACCUCAAGCAGAAACACUCUACCAAGUAAGAGCACCACCUCCAUAUCCUGGUGCAACACCUACUACAAUGGCUAAUGAUUUUGGACCUACUGGUACUAGUCAGUACACAACACCUUAUCCUACUAACUCAACAACUGUAGGAGGGAAUGCACCAUAUCCAGUUACCAACUCAGAAUAUGGACAUAAAUCGAACGAAGCUUCUGCUUCUAAUGGUCCUGCCAAUGUUGUAAGUGGGGGUUACUACUUUCCAGAAGAUCCUUUUAGUGUAUAUGUACAACCUAGUGCUCCAAAUUAUCUAGGCAAUCCCCCAUCUUAUCCGGGUAAUACUCAAGAUAAUCAUAAUCAAUCACCUCCAUAUCCAACUGAAAACUACGGUCAACAACAAAACGAUUCUAAGAAAAAUCAGUAA